CAGAUUUAAAAAAUCUCAUUAAAAAAUAAACACAAAAUCGGAAAGUCCAAAAUUUCAUCUAGCCUUAAAUCUUAAACUUAAGUGUAAGCUUUUACUCAAGUGGAAUAAUUAAAUAGUUUCUUUAAUAAACAUUAAUUCAAAUCUGUAGCCGUUGCAUUGGUAACAUUGAUAUACCAGUACAAAAUUCGAUUUCCGUCGAGUCAUGAUAACCAAGUCAAGAUCAGUCCGAUCGACCUCAAUUACUUAGUCGCAGUUGUGUGAUUGUUUUCUGAAGAGGCGUUUCCGUCACGAAUAGUGGCAGUUGACAAAGUGAAGCACAAUGAAAAAAGUUGUUCCCGUUCUACUGACUUUCUCUCUGAUUUUACUCGCGAUUGAAGAUGCGAGAGGAUUCACAAACAUUUAUCCCAAACUAAAAAGUUAUCCUCUUCCCGAUGAUAAUGAUGCUGGAAAGCCGCUUUUCUUAACGCCGUUAAUCGAAGACAAUAAAAUAGACGAAGCACGUGAAAAAGCUAUUGUACAACAUAAAGAAAUGGACGAUGUCAGCAGUUACGCCGGUUAUUUGACUGUCAAUAAAGAAUACAAUUCAAACAUGUUCUUUUGGUUUUUUCCUGCUGUGGUCAAUCCAAAAACUGCACCUGUAAUAUUAUGGCUACAAGGUGGUCCUGGAGCUACAUCUAUGUUUGGUUUAUUUAUGGAGAACGGUCCAUUUAUAGUAACUCCAAACAAAACCCUUCAAAUGCGUAAAUAUUCUUGGAAUCAGGCUCAUAAUUUACUGUAUAUAGAUAAUCCUGUUGGUACCGGGUUUAGCUUCACUGACAAUGAAAAAGGGUAUGCCACUAACGAAACACAUGUGGGAAGGGAUGUUCAUACUCUGUUAGUGCAAUUCUUUAUGUUAUUUCCACAACUUCAAGAUAACGACUUCUAUGUCACCGGGGAAUCUUAUGCUGGAAAAUAUGUACCUGCUGUAUCUCAUGCAAUUAAAGACUAUAAUAUUAAGGCAAAGACAAAAAUAAAUUUAAAGGGUUUAGCAAUUGGAAAUGGGUUAACUGAUCCAGAGAAUCAGUUACUUUAUGGAGAUUAUUUGUAUCAAUUAGGAUUAAUUGAUAUCAAUGGUAGAGAUUUGUUUCACAAACUUGAAGAUCAAGGUAGAGAUUUAAUAAAACAAAAAAAAUAUGAAGAAGCAUUUGAAAUAUUUGAUACUCUUCUGAAUGGUGAUUUAAAUGGUCAUUCGUCGCUAUUUAAAAAUUUAACUGGUUUUGAUUAUUACUUUAAUUAUUUGCACAUCCAAGAUUCAAAUGAUUCUAAUUAUAUGUCAGAAUGGAUUCAGAGUUCAGAUGUAAGAAGGGCUAUACAUGUUGGCAAUUGUACAUUUCACGUUGAAGAUAGUACAGUAGAGAAAUAUUUGAAAGGAGAUAUUAUGCAGUCUCUAGCAAUUCUCAUAUCAGACCUUACUCAGCAUUACAAAGUUCUACUUUACAAUGGUCAACUUGAUAUUAUUGUUGCGUAUCCUCUGACAGAAAAUUAUUUACGUACCUUAAAAUGGUCUGGUGCUGAAAAAUAUAAAACAGCUCGGAGGAAAUUAUGGUGGGUAGGAAAAGAGUUAGCAGGUUACACUAAAACUGUUGAUAAUUUGACAGAAGUCCUGGUAAGAAAUGCUGGACACAUGGUUCCUUCUGAUCAGCCCAAGUGGGCUCUUGAUCUCAUUACACGUUUUACACAUGGUAAAAGUUUCUAAAUUAUUUUGUUAUUCAUUUUGCUGAGGACAUGUGAUAUUCGCUCUAUUAUGGCUAUGUUUGUAUUUAAAUAGUUAUAAGAAAAUUUAAUUUUAAGGUGAAACUGAUAUAUACUCUCUACAGAAA
Molecule: messenger RNA, 1859 nt
Organism: Colletes gigas
Lineage: Eukaryota; Metazoa; Arthropoda; Insecta; Hymenoptera; Colletidae
Product: venom serine carboxypeptidase
Exons: 2
Coding region: 320-1735 (471 amino acids)
Biological process (GO): proteolysis
Molecular function (GO): serine-type carboxypeptidase activity
Source: RefSeq, a predicted model, not a curated record